This is a messenger RNA of Danio rerio (zebrafish), 4439 nucleotides long. NCBI's taxonomy places the organism in Eukaryota, Metazoa, Chordata, Actinopteri, Cypriniformes, Danionidae. The record is from RefSeq and is a predicted model, not a curated record.
UUACACCGUUAAUGGAUUAGAGCUGCGGUGUCUGGGUCGCUCUUUUGUUUACAUCAGUUUUCCUUUUAUUCUCAAACGCUCAGAGUGCUCGUUUUGUCGUGUAAUCAAGUUGUCACCUCUGUUAUGAGUAAACGUUAAGAGCUCUAUUCUGGUUUGGAGUGAUAAUGAGAGUCUGUCGGACCUCCAGUAAAACAUGUGUAAAUAUGUGAUGGUAUUCAUGUGACCUGUGGAAGCAAAAGGGAAAGUCAAAUAAGGGCAAGUUUGGAGUGAAAACAUGUUCACCGCCACCCAAACAUCCAAAACCCAGUUCCUGGAUAAAGCCAGGGUAGCACGGGAGGAAAGAAAAGGUCAUAAGGAAAAAGAAAGAGCUGCCACACAAAUCCAGGCUCUGGUCAGAAGGUUUCUCUGCCGCUGCAGGCUGCAAAAAGAAAUCAGGAAAGAGGUCGAUGACUUCAUUGCAGUGAGCGAUGCCGGUCCUACAAAAAGAAAUGCAUUAUCCAUCUUUAAAAUUGCUAGAAAGUUGCUAUUUAUAUUGAGCAAGGAUGAUAAGUUGAGGUUUGAGAAGUUGUGCAGAAUCAUAUUGAAUAGCAUGGAUGUUGAGAAUGAACCUAAAGUGUGGUAUGUGUCUCUGGCUCUUUCGAAAGAUCUCACCAUCCUCUGGCUAAAACAAAUCAAAGACGUUCUUUGGGUCUCAUGUGAAUUUCUGAAAAAACUAAAGCCUGACAUUCUGCAAGAUAACAAAUUGGUGACACUGUACUUGACAAUGUUGAUUACCUUCACCGACACAUCGACAUGGAAAAUCAUCCGAGGGAAGGGAGAAGCCCUUAAGCCUGCUUUAAACAGGAUUUGUGAGAACAUCAUGGGACAUCUAAAUCAAAAGGGCUUCUACUCUGUUCUUCAGAUUCUACUCACAAAUGGAUUGGCAAGAUCCAGACCUUCUCUUUCCAAAGGAACCCUCACGGCCAUUUUUACGCUGUCACUCAGGCCUGUUAUCGCUGCACAUUUCUCUGACAACCUGCUGAGGUCUUUCCUCCUGCACGUCAUGUCUGUUCCAGCGUUCAUCUCGCAUCUCAACACACUCACUCCAGAUUGCAUGAUCACCAUCCAGACCCAUGACCUUUUUCGCAAGUUUGUCUUGUUUUUAAGCCGAGAGGAGCAGUGUUUGGAUAUCUGUGUCUGUCUGGAGGGAAGCCACACUCUGUGCUUGCUGGGAAACCUCAUUCAGCUCGGAUACUUUAAUGUGAAAGUUCUAGAACAGGAAGCAGGUCACUUUGUCAAGGAUCUUACAGAUAUGUUGUCAUACUGUCAGAGAUAUGUGUCUCAGAAGAAAUCCAAUCUCACACAUUGGCACCCAGUGUUGGGCUGGUUCUCCCAGACUGUUGAUUAUGGGCUUAAUGAAUCUAUGCCAUUGGUAACAAAGCAGCUGCAGUGUCUGUGGGGAGUUCCAGUGAUCUGCACUCUGUUCUGUGAUGUUCUUAGCAAAAAGCUUGAAACUCAAGACCCCACACCCCCACCAGCUCCUCAGCCAAGCUCAUUGCAGAAUAACCUGCCCGUCAAAAAUCUGUUCAAGCGAGCAUUCCAGAAAUCUGCUUCUGUGCGGAACAUCCUGAAGCCGGUCGGGGGGAAGCGUGUGGACUCUGCUGAGGUCCAGAAGGUGUGUAGUAUCUGUGUGCUGUAUCAGACGGCCCUCACCACACUCACACAAAUCCGUCUGCAGAUUCUCACAGGACUGACAUAUCUGGAUGAAUUGCUGCCUAAGCUGUGGGCAUUUAUCUGUGAGCUCGGCCCUCAGGGGGGACUCCGACUCUUCCUGGAGUGUCUCAAUAAUGACACGGAGGAAUCCAAACAGCUCCUGGCCAUGCUGAUGCUCUUCUGUGACUGCUCCAGACACCUCAUCACUAUUCUGGAUGACAUUGAGGUGUACGAGGAACAGAUUUCUUUCAAAAUGGAAGAGCUUGUCACGAUCUCCUCAUUCCUUAACACAUUUGUAUAUAAGAUGGUCUGGGAUGGUAUUUUAGAGAACGCCAAAGGGGAGAAGUUGGACUUAUUCCACAGUGUUCACGGCUGGCUGAUGGUUUUGUACGAGAGGGACUGUCGCAGGAGAUUCACGCCUGAAGAUCACUGGCUCCGCAAGGACCUGAAGCCCAGCCUACUGUUCCAAGAGCUGGAGAAAGGCAAAAAGAGAGCGCAGCUGCUGCUUCAGUACAUUCCUCAUGUCAUCCCACAUAAAAAUAGGGUGCUGCUGUUCAGGAACAUAGUGACAAAAGAGAAGGAGACUCUAGGAUUGGUGGAAACAAGCUCCGCCUCUCCUCAUGUGACCCAUAUAACGAUUCGUCGUUCACGCAUGUUGGAGGACGGUUAUGAUCAGCUGCGGCGUCUACCUGUCAACUCCAUUAAGGGAGUGAUCCGAGUGAAGUUUGUCAAUGAUUUAGGAGUGGACGAGGCUGGAAUUGACCAGGAUGGUGUAUUUAAAGAAUUCUUAGAGGAGAUCAUCAAAAAGGUUUUCAACCCAGCACUCAAUCUGUUUAAGACCACCAGUGGGAAUGAGAGAUUAUACCCCUCCCCAACCUCCAGCAUCCAUGAGAACCACCUUCAGCUGUUUGAAUUUGUGGGGAAGAUGCUGGGAAAGGCCAUGUAUGAAGGCAUUGUGGUGGACGUGCCGUUUGCCUCUUUUUUCCUCAGUCAGGUUCUGGGUCACCAUCACAGCACCUUCUAUAGCUCCAUAGAUGAGCUGCCCUCGCUCGACUCCGAGUUUUACAAAAACCUCACCUCCAUUAAGCGUUAUGAUGGGGAUGUCAGUGACCUUGGUCUAACUUUAUCCUAUGAUGAAGAGGUUAUGGGGCAGUUAGUCUGUCAUGAGCUCAUUCCUGGUGGAAAGACUAUGCCUGUCACUAAUGAAAACAAGAUCAGCUAUAUCCACCUGAUGGCCCAUUUCCGCAUGCACACUCAGAUCAAGGAGCAGACGGCUGCAUUCAUCAGGGGCUUUCGCAGCAUCAUCAACCCAGAGUGGCUGCACAUGUUUUCUACCCCGGAGGUCCAGAGGCUCAUCUCGGGAGACAACGCUGAGAUAGAUCUGGAUGAUCUCAAAAAGCACACUGUGUACUAUGGAGGUUUCCAUAGCAGCCACAGAGUCAUUCUUUGGCUGUGGGACAUCCUCUCUAGUGACUUCACCCCUGAUGAGAGAGCCAUGUUCCUGAAGUUUGUCACCAGCUGCUCAAGACCUCCUCUUCUCGGUUUUGCCUACCUCAAACCUCCUUUCUCCAUUCGUUGUGUGGAAGUGUCCGACGAUCAGGACACGGGCGACACUUUAGGUAGUGUUCUGCGGGGCUUCUUCACCAUACGUAAGAAAGAGCCCGGCGGUCGUCUCCCUACAUCCUCCACUUGUUUCAACCUUCUCAAGCUGCCCAACUACAGCAAGAAGAGCAUCCUCAGAGACAAACUCCGCUACGCCAUCAGCAUGAACACUGGCUUUGAGCUGUCAUAACCCACAAAGCACACCAUACAUCUACAAACAUCAGCGAGGCAGCUGAUGGCCACGCAGAGAAUGAAGCAGAAGACAUUUCAUGAACACAGUGUUGCUUCCUCUGCGUUAUGGCCUUCAGUUGAAGCUCCUCGAGGAGGAAUGUUCCAUCAGUGUGUAUCGUCUUAUCCACACAAUGGCAAGCGAACGAACUAGCUUCUCAAAAUAGCGAAACGGAAUUGAACGGAUCUAGUAUGACUUUUUGAAAGAAGAGUAGUAUUUAGCGCCGUCAUGUUCUUCAUUUUCAGCAUUUGAAGCCAAAAGAGCUCCAAAGGCCUUACACAAUCAGUUUUAAACCAGCUUAACGUUGUCGAGUCAGGAUCUGAUGACUCCCUGAUGAUCAGAGGCAGGCAAACUCCAUCCAAAAUACUCCAAACCUAAAUCCACCUCGGUCUUUAUUGGCUUCUAAGCACUGUGUCUGUUCAUCAGUGAACACUCCUCAACCUCCUCUUAAAGCUACAGCGUCCGCGGAUGCACUGAUGUAGGAUCUGCAGAAACAGUUUGGCGUCGUCUCUCAGGUCUCUUGUGUCUCAGUCCCCCAGGAAGGGAACAGGAAAGCAAUACUAAUGCAAUGCAAGCCAUGCAACUCAAGACACAAAAAAAGCGAUUGCCUGUUUUGAUGGCAAAUCCUUUCAAAUCCCUAAGGCACUACAUGUCUGCUGGACUUGAGGACUGAAUUGAGAGGAAACCCAGCUCUGUUGAUCGACUUCAGCCAAGCAAAUUUAGCAGUAUGUCAAAUGAGAUGUCUCUGCACCUCUCCGUUCCUGCUUACUCAUCGAAUACACACUACAGGGUGCACCUAGAAUGCAUCACCGGCCUAAUAUCAUUUAGUUUUGCUCAUUGUGUUUUAUUUGUUAUAAUUCUCAUGCUUUUCAGCUCUCCAAACUAACGCAGACACUGAAAUAACCCAUUCCUUACG